Messenger RNA from Daphnia pulicaria, 1187 nucleotides. RefSeq lists its product as uncharacterized. The transcript has 3 exons. Lineage: Eukaryota; Metazoa; Arthropoda; Branchiopoda; Diplostraca; Daphniidae. The record is from RefSeq and is a predicted model, not a curated record. The coding region runs from base 35 to 685 and encodes 216 amino acids.
AAUCAAAUUGGAGGCUGUCGAUGACAGGAAGGAGAUGAUUAAAUUGCAACAAAAAGUGGAUCAGCUCGUCUACGAAGCCAUUGCCCGUGAAAAACUGAUUAGUCAGUCGCAGGUUACUUUGGACGAGAAACAAAAGCGAAUAGGUGAACUGGAAGGAUCCCUCAACGACAAGACGAAAAAGGUUGUCGAGUUGGAAAAAGCCAUAUCAAAAGCUGGCCGUGUGCUCCAAGGUUUCGUGAUAGACCUCCAAAAGAAAGAAAAAGAACUGGAACAAUUGAAGAUUGAAGCUACCCUGAAACGCCAGAAGAUGGAUCCUCUCACCGCUCCCGUUAAAAAAUGUGACAAACGGAACAUCAACGAAAACGAAUUCUUUCAGAGCGAAAAUCCCACUCCUGAUGUCCACAAACUUUCAAAUGGCGUUGCUCAAGUCCAUUCAGCUGGUGCUGGUCCUCCUCGUGAUUCGUUUGUGAUAGUAGGGAAAAAAAAUGUUCAUUUCAAUGAGGCGAGAGUUGCCAAAUUCUAUGUUCAAAGUGUUAGUAUUGAGGCGCAUAAUUCGUCAAAGAAAAUCAUAGAGCUCGACAUUUGUAUUGGAGAUUCUAAGGAAUUUGGUAUGUUGGACGAAAGAGGUAGUUCGGUGUCCCGCCUUUUGCUAAAAGUAGAAUCUGGGAAAAAAAUUUACCUUUAAGUAUCAUUCUCACCUCGGUGUAUGGGAAAUUUCUCAACUCAACUUGUUAUUACCCCUCGUGGCCAACCGGCGUCAAACUUGCGGUACCCAGUGUCUUUAUCUGGAGAAGCGUUUCGGUAGGAGUCCAUCAAGAGAAGGUUCGAGUGAGUCGAAUUCAGUGCCGGGCCUUUUAUGAGUUUUAUCAUGAAAAAGGAGUAAAGGACCCGUUGGUUUUAUUUGUCUUUUGUGCAUGUAUUUUAAUAUUGCACUCAAGUGAAAUUUUAUGAUCUGUGUAAUUUUAUUCCGUAAUUUAUCUUAAUUUGUAUUUCUAGUCUUUAACUUUUUUCCCUUUGCAAUUGUGAAAAGGGCAAUUUUAUUUUUGCUAUGCCGUGAAUCUUUAGCACAUGUAUAAUUUAAUUCCGUUAUUUAUGUUUUCUAUAUCUCUCUCUCUAACUAUUUUUUCCUUUGCAAUUUUAUCUUUCCCUGGUCAUGAUCGAGUCAAAUAAACUAAUUUUGAAAAUCA